GUGCACCAAAUCUUAAAUGAACCUCAAAAUAAAAAAAAUAUAUUUUGUUUGUAGUAUAAAUAUAGCAAAAACUUAUUCCACAUCAUCCUAAACAAAACUACUUUCCCUCUCCUUUCCCUGUUAUUCCCAAGAAUAAACACCAUUACAAGAUAUACCCUUUUCUCAAUUUUAAUUUCCCCCUUUUUCUUUCCCAUUUCCUAAACUUUUUUCUUCUGGGUUUCCUUGGCAGAAGGCCUCCUAAACUCACCCAGAAAACUAUAUGGCGUGAAUUAAAGAGACCUUCACUUUUAAGGGCUCUUUCUUAUUCUGUUUAAUUUCUUCAAUAUUUGCAAUAAGUAGAGCUCUUAGAUUUUUGACAUUUGAAAAACUUGUUAAAAUCCCCUUAAAAUGCCCAUCCCCGAAACUGAGAAUAACCGACAAAACCCAGAAGCAGAAUUAGAAGAUGAAUAUCACAAACUGGAAAUUAAGACAGGAGAAUCAUCCCCAAGAGCUGUUCUUGAAAACUCAGUUUCGAACGAUUCCUCUGUUUCUAAUAGCCCGACAAGCAGCAAUAGCAGUAGUGAAUCAAUGGAGAAACUAAGUUCACCUCAAAAAUCAAGAGGAGGAGGAGGAAUAACACCAUUCAAUCCAUUAAAUUAUGGGUUUCAAUUAAAGGGUUUUAUUGAUACAAUGAAGAAGAAAUCUGGUGUAAGAAGGUUAUCAACAACCACCAUUAAUCUGUUGAGUAGCUAUGAUAUUUCUGCAAAGAGUCUCCGUAAGAAAUUGGGUAGAAUUCGCAGUGCUGAAGAUAGUAUUGAUUUUUGUCUUCUUUCCAAAGAUAAGCCUUGUUGGAGGAACUUUAAGUAUUCAGAACUUGCUGUUGCUACUGACCAUUUUAGUCCUGGGUCACUGCUAGGGAAAGGGGGUCAUGCAGAAGUGUACAAAGGGUGUUUACCUGAUGGUACCCUUGUAGCCGUAAAGAGGCUAAAGAAGAAAGGUGAAAAGGUAGAUCAUGAGAGAACUGCUGAUUUCUUAUCAGAGCUUGGAAUCAUUGCCCAUGUAGACCAUACAAAUACUGCUAAACUUAUCGGAUUUGGUGUUGAAGGUGGUUUUUACUUGGUCCUUCAAUUCGCUCCCAAUGGCAGUGUCGAGUCUUGUCUUCAAGGCUCAGAAGGUUUAGAUUGGACAACAAGGCUUAACAUAGCUGUAGGAGUAGCAGAAGGAUUGAGUUACCUUCAUCACACCUGUCAGAGGCGAAUAAUUCACCGCGACAUUAAAGCCUCAAAUAUACUACUCGGUGAAGAUUAUGAGCCAUUGAUAUCGGAUUUUGGGUUAGCAAAAUGGCUUCCUGAUAAAUGGAUUCAUCAUGUGGUGUAUCCUAUUGAAGGCACAUUUGGAUAUCUGGCUCCUGAGUAUUUUAUGCAUGGGAUUGCUGAUGAGAAGACAGAUGUGUUUGCUUAUGGUGUACUAUUACUGGAGAUCAUAACAGGCCGUCAUGCGGUUGCCGUCGACUCCAGUAGACAAAGCCUUGUGAUGUGGGCAAAACCUUUCCUUGACUCGAGCAACAUGGAGGAAAUAGUAGAUCCAAAAUUGGGGGACAAUUAUGAUCCAGAGGAUAUGAAACGCAUAAUGAUAAUAGCAUCCUUGUGCAUUCACCAUACAGCUACUAAGCGCCCUUAUAUGAACGAGGUUGUGGAGCUACUAAGGGGUGAGCGGGGAAUGGUAGUAGAAGAGAUAAAGCAGAAAUCGAUUGCCCCGAGAUCAAUAAUUUUGGACGCUUGUGAUUUGGAAGAUUACACGAACACAAACUACCUCCAAGAUCUUGAUCGGCAUAAGGAGUUGGUCAUGGAGUGAUAUAAUGUCAUCUCUCCUUUUGUUUUUCCUGAAUCCACUUUUUCUAUGGCUAUCCCUAAAUUUUUCGUUUAUAUGGGAUGGGCAUUGAUGCUGCAAACCAGUAAUUUGCUUGGCGUCUUAGGCUAAUACUAGGGUGUUGAAUGUAAAGAUUAAGACAAUCCUACAACUUUUCCGUCAAGUGUAGGGAUUAUUCUCUGUCGUCAAGUAGCUGAGUUGAGGCUUUCGUGUCCUCACCGAUAGAGGAAAGAAACAAUGUAUUGGUUAGCUUGGGAAUCUAAUGCUUUGUACAGUUCUAAUGCUUUUGGUUCCACCAGUUGAAAGGCAAAGAAACCUUACUAGGUUUCACAGGCUAUAAGACCAGUGCAAUGGGGUAGAUAUGACUGGGCUAUAUAAAAAUGGAAAUUAAGCUUAAAUGGAUUGAAACCAUUCAACUAGAACAGGCAACUAAAACCUUUUCAAUGAAACCAUUCAACCUGCCUUGUAUUUGUUUUAACCUAAAUCACUUGAAAUGAAAGUGUUUAACACAUCACCAAGGUGAAAGAAAGAAGAAAUUACAAGAGAAAAACAGAGCACAAUAGUAGAGUAAUCACAAACACAAGUAAGAACACAAAAGCAUAUUUCAAUGGUGUCUUGGACACUUCUCCUUCAAAAUACAUCAUAUUUCAUUAAGCAUUCACCAAUAAAUCAAUGAAAUAUCUCUCACAUUGCUUAAACUUACACACUCAAACUCAAAGUUUCAAUGCUUUAAUGAAACCU
Messenger RNA from Amaranthus tricolor (Joseph's coat), 2589 nucleotides. Its product is annotated as receptor-like cytosolic serine/threonine-protein kinase RBK1. The record is from RefSeq and is a predicted model, not a curated record. Bases 388 to 1833 code for a protein of 481 amino acids. The transcript has 8 exons. Gene Ontology annotation, biological process: protein phosphorylation. Gene Ontology annotation, molecular function: ATP binding; protein kinase activity. Lineage: Eukaryota; Viridiplantae; Streptophyta; Magnoliopsida; Caryophyllales; Amaranthaceae.